Molecule: messenger RNA, 777 nt
Organism: Mytilinidion resinicola
Lineage: Eukaryota; Fungi; Ascomycota; Dothideomycetes; Mytilinidiales; Mytilinidiaceae
Product: S-adenosyl-L-methionine-dependent methyltransferase
Exons: 1
Coding region: 1-777 (258 amino acids)
Source: RefSeq, a predicted model, not a curated record
AUGUUCAAAGCUGCAAACGGCAACAAACUAAUCCUCGCCCCAAUCGACCUUACCAAACCUCAUCUCCACAUCCUUGAUAUCGGUACCUACGAUGGCACAUUCCUGGUCGACUUGUCCAACAACUUCAUUCCCUCGAGCGCUCGUCAGACGGACAGCAUCCUCGGGAUCGACCUCUUCGACGCCCAUUUCCCAGCCCAUCCCAGCGAGGGCAUGCGCUUCCAGAUCCAAAACUUCCUUGAGCCGUGGCCGCAAGAACUUCUCGGCUCCUUCGACCUCGUCCACCAACGCCUCAUGCUCGCGGGCGCAGGCCGCAACACGCGCGCUAAUCUGACCCAGACGCUCCGCCUCGUGAAGCCGGGCGGCUGGAUCCAGCUCGUGGAAGCCGAGCAAGCGAUUGGUCCCAAUGACGGGCCAGCAAUGCAGCAAUUCCUCUUGCUGAUGGGGGAGCUAUUCGGCUUCAUAGGCGUGCCGAUGACGUAUGCGCAUGAGCUGGCUCAGUGGCUUGAGGAGGAAGGGUUCGAGGAGGUUGAGACGAGGGUUGUGCCGAUUCCGUAUGGGUGCAGGCAGCCGGAUGCGGAGUUAAGGGAGAAGGGGUACAGCUCUAUGUCUGUGGGCUUGCAGGGUAAGUUGAAACAUACAAAGAUGAUUCCUGGAGGCCUCAAGUCGCUGGAUGCGGCGGAGUUGGAAAUGCUGGCUCCGAGAUUGAUUAAAGAGAUGGAAGAGAGGGGCGCGGAGUACGUUAUGAGGUAUGCUUGGGGAAGGAAGCCGGUGGCUUGA